ACGUGAAUGAUGUCGCUGUGAUUGCUGAAUUGUCUCGUCAGGUAAAAAGAGAACGCGGUUUUUCUUUUUUCUUCAGGGAUGGUCCGCUUGGUCCUCCAGCCCUUGCACGCUGACCGUCGGCCGCAGGAAUGAAAAACGCUCGCGGUAUUGUACACAAAGUGCACCUGCCCUCUUCCGAUGCAAGUAAUGCAGGAGAUGCUCUCUUGCGUGCAUUUCGCUGCAGUCAGGGUCUGGAGUCUCUCAUAAACCCCCCUGACCCGUGUGUCCAUCUGGAGAAGAAGGGGAGGGGGAGGCCUGCUUUCCCUGCAAUCCGGUGGUCACAUCCCCAUCAGGACCCCUGAAUGCCUGCCUCCGGUGUCGUCACAAUGGAGUUCUGAGGUCCAUGUGGCUCCUCAGAGUGAACAAGGUGACGUGUCUCCAUGAGAACUCGCAUCUUCGUCACCUCUUUAUUCAACGUCUUAAGGAAAAUGCAGAGACGCCACAGCAGUAACACGGAUAACGUGCCACCUGAAAGAAAUCGCAGCCAAGCACUCAGCUCCGAGGCCAGCGUGGAUGAAGGGGGCGUCUUUGAGAGUCUGAAGGCAGAAGCGGCCUCCCCACCAGUGCUGUUCUCCAGCCUCUCCGGCCUCCCGGCCAGCAGCCUUCCUGCCACCCCAUUCCCACCCAGCCUGGUGCUGGGGGCCUCCGCCAGUGGAGGGGACGUGUUCAUCCAGAUGCCGGCGUCCAGGGAGGAGGGCGGAGGCCGGGGCGAGGGGAGCACCUACCACCACCGCCAGCCCCACCACCACUUCCACCACGGCGGCCACCGUGGGAGCUCGCUGCUGCAGCACGUGGGUGGGGACCACCGGGCGCACUCAGACGACGGGGGCGACGAGCAGCCGGGCACCCCCGCCCCCGCCCUGUCCGAGCUGAAGGCCGUGGUCUGCUGGCUCCAGAAAGGGCUUCCCUUCAUCCUGAUCCUCCUGGCCAAGCUGUGCUUCCAGCAUAAGCUCGGCAUUGCCGUGUGCAUCGGGAUGGCCACCACCUUCGCCUACGCCAACUCCACGCUCCGGGAACAGGUCUCUCUGAAGGAGAAGAGGUCGGUGCUGGCCAUCAUGUGGAUCUUGGCCUUCCUAGCGGGAAACACCCUGUACGUGCUCUAUACGUUCAAUUCCCAGCAGCUGUACAACAGCCUCAUAUUUCUGAAGCCCAACUUGGAGACCCUGGACUUCUUUGACCUGCUGUGGAUCGUGGGGAUCGCAGACUUCGUGCUGAAGUAUAUCACUAUUGCCCUCAAGUGCCUCGUCGUGGCCCUGCCCAAGAUCAUCCUGGCCGUCAAGUCCAAGGGAAAGUUCUAUCUGGUCAUUGAGGAGUUGAGCCAGCUGUUCCGCUCACUUGUCCCCAUCCAGCUGUGGUACAAAUACAUCAUGGGUGACGACUCCUCCAACAGCUACUUUCUGGGCGGGGUCCUCAUGAUCCUCUACAGCCUCUGCAAGUCCUUUGACAUCUGUGGCCGCGUGGGUGGAGUUAGGAAAGCCCUGAAGCUUCUCUGCACCUCUCAGAACUACGGAGUCCGGGCCACUGGGCAGCAGUGCACAGAAGCUGGUGACAUCUGUGCCAUCUGCCAGGCUGAGUUCCGGGAGCCUCUGAUCCUGAUGUGCCAGCACGUGUUCUGCGAGGAGUGCCUCUGCCUCUGGCUGGACCGCGAGCGCACCUGCCCGCUCUGCCGCUCCAUUGCCGUGGACACCCUGCGCUGCUGGAAGGACGGGGCCACCUCGGCACACUUCCAGGUGUACUAGGACUGGAGCUCUGGCACGCGCAGGGAGAUGGCACGGGCUCAGCGUCGCUGGGUCCAGCUCUGGGGGUCCAGCUCUGGGGACUUCCUGGAACACAGGCCUCGAGCACGUACUGUCCUGAGUCCUGCCUGUUCCCACCUCUUCCCCUAAAGCCCCUGUCCCCCCACCUUCGCCGUUGUCUCCUGUUCCGUGGCAUGGUGCGUGCGUCCUUCCCUGCAAAUGCAGAAGCCUCCCAACCCAGACUCGCCCUCUGCCCAGGUAGGUCUGCCCCCUGCCCCCACUCCAAGUCAAGGAAGCUGGAACAGACAAAGUCCCACCUGUUGAGUAUUUUGACUGGAGGUAGCCAAAUACCUGAUGCUGCAACCUGGGGAGAGGCCUGCAGAUCCCUGCCUCCCCUCCCCCGAUGGCCCAGGUCUACGGGUGAGGAUCACUGAAGUCUUCUGCAGGCAGGACAUCAAGCACCCUGCCUAGAGGACCACUCGGACCCUCGCAACAGCUCCAAGGGUGGAGGGACUGUUGUCUCCUCCGUUGCACAGCUGCAGAAGCACAGAGCUCCACGUGGCCACUAGGCCAGGGCCACCCCGCUCGCCGUGGUGGGCUGAGUUGCCAGCCCAGGCCUGUCUGGCCUCAGAGCCUGCGCUCCUAACCACUGUGCUGACCUGCCGCUCAGACGCUGCAGGCGUGGGGCCUGGCAGACGUGGUUUUUUAAAAGCACGAGAGGCGAUCUUGAUGCCCCCGGUGGCCCAGGCGCAUAGCAUAUUUAAUUUGGACUGGUCGAGAAUGCUAAUGGCAAAUGCUGCCUCCGGAAGUCAGGUUGUAGCUGGGACCCAGGAAAGACUUGUCCAGAAAUCGCUUUUUGCCCGAGCUCUGGGCCGGGAUGCUGAUUCGUGUGCGAGUAGCAAGAGAGGCCAGCUUUGGUCCAGAUGCGGAUAGUGCUGGGUCUGCACACCUGUCCGGGUUUCUUUUCCCCUCCUGUUUUUGUCCCCUCCUUCCCUUAAGCCUCAGAGUUGUCAACAGCCCCCACGGACAUGACCUCUCCCCUGGUAGCCUUUAGACCUGACAGGGACAAUCCAGGUGAGGGAUUGGCUCACGAGCCAGGGAGGUGGCAAAGAGCAUAGUAGCAGUGUUCCUGUGAGCUCUCUCUCAGAGCCACUGAUCUCUGCAGCAGAACCACCUCCCUCCCUGCUCUGAGAUCUGGGAGGGGAGGCACAGGUGAUCCCACAGAGGCCAUUGGAAUCUUGCCUGUCCUACCCUUUCUGCCAACCCUAUUCUCUCACUGACAGCCUCAGCACCGUGGGCUGGCGUCCACGGCAUUUCCGAGAAAGCAGUCUGGGCGGUUAGUGAGCAGAUUAGCAAGAAAGCCGCAGGGCACAUGGUGGGGACCUUGCCACCCGCCAGCUCUCAGCUGGUGCUCACGUGGCCGGCCCAUCCCCAGCAGAUUCAGGAGAUCUGCCCCUGUGUGCUAUCAAGCCAGGACCUUUUCUUCCCCCUGACAUCCUGGCUCUUUCCUGGUACCCAGCAAGACACCCCUUCCAGGGUUGCAUGGCAUCUUUCAAGCUCUGUUACUAUGGCAAUGGCUGCGAUGUUACAAUCCCACUUGCCUGGAUAAUCAAGUCGGAAAGGGAAGUGGAGGGAAAACGGAGCCCAGUGGACGCGGCGUCUCUGCCCCCCUCGCCUCCAGGAAGAACCGAAGGGAAGGAGUACAAGCUUCUGCAACUGUUUUUUCGAUCAGAGCUCCCUGCCGGCAGAUGCCGUCGAAGAGGCACGCGACAUGGGAGCUGACGACGACGUACGGAAGUGGCAGCAGGUGACUGAGCAGGUGGAGCAGCCUGUGGGAGUCGGGCCUGGAGUGCCGAUUCUUUGUGUUUAUUCGUGUACUUUAUUCAGGUGACCCUGGUUAAUAAGUUCUAUAGGUUUCAGGUGCACCACUCUAUAACCCGCCAUCUGUAUGUUGUAUUGAGUGUUCACCACCCCAAGUCAAGCCUCCUCCCAUCCCCUCUUAUCCCCCUU
Messenger RNA from Phyllostomus hastatus (greater spear-nosed bat), 3785 nucleotides. RefSeq names its product ring finger protein, transmembrane 2 (gene RNFT2). The transcript has 11 exons. The record is from RefSeq and is a predicted model, not a curated record. Gene Ontology annotation, molecular function: ubiquitin protein ligase activity. Lineage: Eukaryota; Metazoa; Chordata; Mammalia; Chiroptera; Phyllostomidae. Gene Ontology annotation, biological process: positive regulation of ERAD pathway. Bases 420 to 1778 code for a protein of 452 amino acids.